AUGACAGGCUUAGAAAAGUUGCAAAAAUGUUUACAAGAACUUGACAAGUGCCGCCAAAAUAUAGUGCAAAAGACUAGCUUUGGUGAUGCCGUUAGCGAAGCUCUUAGAUAUAGUCAAGAUAUUGAUCAAAUAGUUCUUAAUAAUAUUGAAGAACAAGAGCUCGGUCUCGCAACCCAGCUGCUAUUUGAUCCUCAAUUUGGAAUCAUCAAAUUUCUUAACGAUACUUCACGAGUAACUGAUUCAACAUUAGCAAAGGCAAAGAUAGCACUUUUAGAAUUUCUUUUUCUUUAUAUCCAAAAGAUUAAGUCUGAUAUUGAACCAUAUACAGAAAGCAUCAAGAAUGUACACUUUGGAAUCCUUAACGUAGAUAGCGAAGCUUUCGUAAAAGCGGCGUCUUUUAAGCCGUUGAUGGCGAUUCUUGAUUCAAGUAAAAGAUUUAUUGAUCCUGAAAAAUUCAAUAUUAAGGAUAUAAUUGCACGUUAUCUUGAGAUUUUCUUCGUAAGAAUAAAAAGCACAUCUGGAAUAAAAGCUAAAGCGGGAGCUUUAGAUAUGUUGGGAAUAAUUGCUCAUCGAUUUCCGGAAUAUGUCGAUGAUGAAAAAGACAAAAUUCUUCGUGUUUUUAUAGCUAAUCUGAAAGAGAAAUCUUUAACGGAUGCAGCAUUUACGGGGUUGCAUUCAUUUUUAUUUGCUUAUCCGGAUUCAUUGAAAAAAGUAAAUCAAGAUGCGUAUGUCUUUAAAUGCGUUAUGAAUAGCAUCACAAUAUUUGAAAAUGAAAGAAUGUAUACCGGACUUCAAUACAUAAUUGAUCAUUCAAAUAUAUUUGGGGAAUUUUUCUUACGUGAAUAUAAAGAAAUGUGGCAAUGUUUUUGGAAAUUACGUGUCCAUCGUAAUAAGGAUGUUAGAUACACGACAUUUAAAGCUAUUUGGACCUUUUUGAAACAGAUUGCAAAUGUAUUAAAUUCUGCCACGGAAUUCCAAAAAUUCGAUUGUGUUGAUGUAGGUUUGAUACAAAAACUAUACAAUGCAGAAUAUUUUAUGAUAGUCUUUGAUAAUGUGGCAAGAGAAAGCAAAAAAAUAUCAGAUCAACCGCUAAGUGAAGAGGAACAAGAGCAAAGAAAAAAGGAUUUGUCUAUCGCAGUUCGUGGUGUUGGUUAUUUCGCUGCUUGCGCCAAAAGAUUAGAUAAAGAAGGGAAGUGGAAACCAAUAUUUCAAAAUCUCCUUAAUCCAAAUGAUUGGUCUAUAUCAAAUUUGAAUGAAACUGAAAUCAAGUAUUCGUUGUCACAAGUUCCAUUGUUUAUUGAGGCAUAUUGUUAUAUUGGGCGAGAUGAUGAUGAAAUCUUCCAUCAAUUAAUGGAGACAAUCGAACGUGAAGUGGGAAUAUUGAUGAUUUAUUUUCCGCGAAUGAAUUAUGAUCUGAGGCGUCGUUGUGUUAAUGCUUUUGAACAUUUAUUAUGGAUGUUUUAUCUCAAGGAUAAAGGAAUUAUGCAAAAAUUUGUCUCUAAAUCAUUUUAUCAAAUAUUGAUUCUUACAUGUUCAGAUGCUAUUCAGCUUCAAAGUAAAUCUGACUACCAAAGCGUAAAUUCAGCUGAUAUGAUCGAUGUUGUUGCAGAACAUACAUAUCAAGAAAUGUUCUUUUUUUGGGAAAAUAUAUUUAAAGAUUCAACUUUCUCAUGGAUCAUUGAUCAAAGUGGAUUUUCAAUUGAUGGAAAUCAAUUAUGCAUCAUUCAGUCUGAAUUCUUUUCUAUACUUUAUGAUGAAAUUAUGUCAUCAGUAUUUCGAAUGAUACGGACUUUAAAUUUAUCCAUUACAGAAGUCGCUGGAGAAUCUAUGCUUGAAACAUCUGUAAUGAAAAAUAAUAAUCAAGGAGUUGAUGUCAAUUUGAUAGCUAUAGCAGGUUCUGGUGACCUAGAAAAUCUACAACCAUUGGUUUCUAAAGAUUUCGCCCUUUUUCAUAAUCUUGUCGAUUUUUGGCAAUUGUUUUUGCCUAGAAUAAAAAGUAAUUUAUUUUCAAGAUGGGUCUAUCUUGCUGGAGACACGUUAAUAACAUUUUCUACGCGAUAUCCAUAUGUUAGUGGAUUCUAUAAAAUGUUAGGCUCGUGUCUGACAGUAUGUGAAUCUAUUAACUUUUUUGAGGGUAUAAAGAGAUUUGAUAAUGAGAAUGUUAUGAUGCAAGACUCUCUAGACCAAUUGUCCCCAACAACGUCACCAGCUCAAAGAUCAAGUUAUUUUCUUUUCAUUAAAUUCUUCAAAGAAGUUUCCGCUAAGCUUUCUCAAUAUAAGGAUGAUUUGCUGGCAUCAUGUUUGCGUCUUGUUCUUUCUAUUCCACGUGAACUUAUUAACAUACGUAACCUUAUGUCGCCAAUUUGUAUUGCAUUAAAAAUGGGACUAAGUUAUCAACCUCUCGCGACUAUUGGUAUAAGUGCAAUUGAAAAAUUAGUGGAUUUACAAGGACCUCGGGAUAUUAGUGAAUGGCUGGGACAAAUAUUGCCUCUUUUUAAUGAGUAUUUAUUAGUUAAGGCUGAUUCAAUUGACAAUAAUACUAUUAAAGGAUUCGCACAAAUUCAUAACACACAACGAAAUAAGAGCGGACAUUUCAAGUCACUAGAUCAAACAAGGAAAGACAGAGUCAAAUAUAAAGGACAAAAAAAAUAUGUUAAAACGAUUGUUGGCAUCGGGCAACUAGAAAAAAAUGUUGAAUUACAUGAUUUGCAAGUGCGCAUCCUUCGCUUGUUAGGAAGGCUUGGUGGAGUUAGCAAGUUUGUGUUUGAAGGAAUUGUAAACAAUGAUUUGGCUUAUCGACCAAGUCCUUCAAUUAAUCCAGCUGGAACCAAAGUGUCAAACAAUAAGUUGCUUGCUUGGGAUCCUGAUAAACGCUUGUCAUUUAAGAUUCCAUUUCCCGACAUUAAUGUUGAAAUUCUGUUUGACGAGUUUUUACCGCGUAUAGUGGAACUUGCCGAGUCUGCACCGGAUCGUAAUACAAAGAUCGUUGCCUGUGAAUUACUGCAUUCAAUUAUUAUAGUUAUGGUUGGAAAAAGUGCAUUUAAAGCAGGACCACAGAGUCCAUUUCUUCGCACAUAUCGUUAUAUAUUUCCUGCUCUUUUGAGAUUGGCAAUUGAUACCGACCCCGUCCCACGAAGAAUCUUUCGUCGACUUGUUGCUCAAUUAAUUCAUUGGUAUACAAAUAAUGCACAAUAUGAGAACCCCGAAACAAUUAAAUUAUUACAAUGUUGCCUUGACGCGAUAUGUGAUACAUGGGGCUCACUAAGAGAUUAUGGUGCAGAAUGCUUAAAUGAAUUCUUAAUAUGGUCAAUUAAACAAUCCUCAGCUACGCAAGUAGAAGUGCAUCCGAUGAAUAUGAAAUCUUUAUUGAAACGGUUAUAUAAUUUAUGUGCACAUCCUGAUUAUACAAAACGUCUUGGAGCUUCUCUUGCUAUUAAUCAUAUUUAUCAAGUAUUCCGUGAAGAAGAAUACUUAGUUGAUCAGUUCACCUUUGAACUCUUAUAUUGGAUAUUAGUCAACCUAAGACUUUCCGACAAUGAUCAGUCCGCAAUUGGAACACGUCAACAAGCGAUUUCAGCAAUCCGUCAUCUGAAAAGAAUAAUUAUUGUAAAAUCCAAUUUGUUUUUAAACGAGUCUCCUAUGAGAAGAAAAUUUACCAAUCUUGACAAAUCUGAUUUACCAUCUUUGGUUGAGUGGCUAUUUAUUGAGACAAGUAGGAAAGAACAAGAUUACUCAAGCAUAUGUCGAGAAUUAUUUUACGAAUUCGUGAAGUUGCAUCCGGAUUUUAAAUCCGGCUUCAGAUGGGUUAAAUUUAGACUUGAUAGAAACCCAUCAUUUUUGAAAAAUCUUUUUAAGACUUCAGAACUUUCUCUGUCAAAUAUAUUGCAUAAAGGUUUAACUUCUCCACAAAUAAAAGAUUGGUGCGCACGACUUUUAUCCGUUUUAGCUAAUUACACAUGGCUUAUAAACGUUAGGUUCGUGUCACCUUUAGAUUUAGUUUCGAGUUUUGAUCAAACAUUCAGAGAGGCAAUCAAUUAUUUCUUGGAAAAUUUUGUAAAAGAUAGGGAGGACUUUGUUAAUGAUGCCAUGGAGAUUGAUGACGAGGAUAACUCUGUCAAGAACAUAGAAUCUGAUAGUGUUUUAACGCCUGCAGAGAAAUUGGAAUGGUUAACGCAAAAAAUUCAAGUUAUCAAAUGCUUAAUAGAAUUUACUAUCGUAUUACUCAAAGAAACUGAUCCAAGCAACUUGAGACCUAUAUGGAAUUCAAAUAUCUUUGAAAAGAAAUUUUAUAAACUAUUAGGAAAUUGCAUACUACGUCCUAAUUCCAUUGGAUUAAAUCAAUUAUCAGAUGAUAUGAUCAAACAAAAACUUCUAAUUAAACAAUCGGGAACCUUAUUUGAGUUGUUUAAAAAAUUGUCUGUCGGUAAUGAUCCUCAAUUGAAACAGUUAGCACAAGAACUCGCUGAAAUUGCAUUUUCUGACAAAGUCAAUUUAUUAUGUAUUGAAUUAGAUAAGUCAGAUCCUACAUAUUAUGUCCAAAUUACUGAUGGGUAUUUGGUUCUCAGCUUGUCUGGACUUUUUCCGGAUCUAUUAGAGCACGAAAUGACUUCGCAUAUGAACACUAGUUCAAAAUUAUAUGACUACAUUUUAGCUAGCUGGAAAAAAUUCAAUGACCUCCGUGAUGUCGUAGAUCCGCUGUGGGUUGUCCUUGUUAAGCAACUAUUAUCAUUUGCUCUUUCUCUUAGCAAAUAUAAUGGUGCAAUCAACCAAUGGCUUCUUAGUGAUAUAAUUGGAUUCCCUAGCAAUAACUCAGAUUUCUAUCAUCAAAAUGGGACGAUUUACUACCAAAAGUUCUCCUCGAUUAUCAAUGAACAUAUUUCAUGCAAUUUUAGAGAAUUUGCUAAUAUCUUUUAUAAAAAUAUUAAAUCUCAGCAGAAUUUGACGUUUUUAAAUGAUCUAAUUUCAGAGAUCUAUUUUCUUGAGAGAUUCGUUAAAUUAUGUAAUUCUGACCAUAAAUAUUUAUUAAAAUUGUGGAAUGGAUUAUUUAUGUUGGAACCGAAUUUGUUGAAACGAUUUUCACUGGGAGAAUUUGGAGAAUUUCAAAAUUUAUUUCGGAAAAAUUAUGAAUCAUUCCUUGAUAGACAAGUUGACCUUGAGUUCAAGAAUGAAGUUUUGGAUCUUUUAACUUUUUACUUAAAAUCGGAUUUGCCAAAAGAAAAGAUUGAAAGCUCUAUUGAAUUCAUCCUUUAUCAACAAAUACCUACUGAUUCUAAGGACUAUUCGAAGUUUGGAACUAAAAAACUAAAUGAAUAUUUGUCGGUUCUUGAUAAAAUGCUUAAGACGAUAGUGAGAUCCGGAAGCGUGAGCUUAUUUAAAAUAUUGAUUCCCACGUUUUGUCGUGAGAGUGAUCAUGUAUAUGGAGAAGAAUUUCAGCAACAAAUUAGUAAAUUUUUGUCAAAACUUUCUCGUUCCAAAUAUGUUGAUACAAUGGAUAUAGCUUACGGAUAUUUCACGAACCCAACAUACAUUAGCUUCCAACGAAAUAUUAUUGAGAUGAUUUUAUCCCCUCCUUUGCUGAAAGGUCCAAAGAUUUUUGUAUUGGAUUUUUAUAAGAAACAUAUUAAUGAAAUCAUCAAUCUUCUUGAGCAUGAUAAAUAUCCAAGAAAUGUUGAGGAAAAAGUUUAUGAUGAUAUAUAUUCUGAAAAUGGCGAAAUCGUUCAAGCUUAUUGUCAAGGAAGACCAUUAAAAGCGAAGGAAUUGACGAGAAAAGUGAUGGAAAAGGCACAUAGGAUUAAGUCACAAGCAGAUAAAGACAAUUCCGGUAAUAAAUUAGUAUCCGAAGCUAAUUUGCAUUACCGUUGUGAGGCAUAUAAUGCUUUGGCAGCUGCAAUUUUAUGUACACAAAAUAACCCAGUGUAUUAUAAAGCUUUCUUGUUUUCUGAAAAUCUUUCAAAGGGCGAAUUAUUAUGGGAAAAUAUUAUUGAUAUUGAGACAAGUUAUCAAAUAAAUGUUGAUAUAAAUCAACCAUUGUCUAGGAUAAAGGUUGAUGAUUUUAGAUCUAAGUCCGGAGGAUCUUUGAAGUCGAACGGUUUGAAGAAUCUUGCAUCACAAUAUUUGAUGGAUUCCAGCAUAACACAAAGUGGUGCUUUCCUUAAUGGAUUACCUAAUGAUACCGAAGAUAGCGAAUCCGAAAACGAAUACUCAGGCCUAGUGCAAAUGGAUAUUGAUAAACCAGAUGAAAAUAAUUCGAAUUCUGAGGCACGCAGAUUAGAUGUUGAUGAUUUCAAUCGCCACCCUUGUAUGAAAAUGAUUAUUAGAGUUAUAGACCGGCUUCAUAAUCAAUUAACAAAGUCAACAGGUCCCGAUGACCAAAUGCCUGGGUGGAUGAACGAUAUUUACAAAAAAUUUACAAAUAUAGGAAAUGAAAUUAAGGAAACAGAUACGCAUAUAAAUAUCCGCUUAUUUAUUGCUAAAAUUAUAGUCAAUGUUCCGGAGGCAUUUGAAAAGUAUUCCUCUUUAUGGAUUCGUCCCAUUAUGAAAUUAAUAAUCGAAGGCAAUGUAUAUGGCGAAGGAAUUAAUUAUUACAUUCAGGUGUUUUUGAUGAAAAAUUCGUACGAUAAAUCACGCGUUAUCGUUAGAAAUAACAUUUUAACCAUUAAAAGAUUAUUUGAAACUUGGAGUGAAUUAAUUAUUGUACCUACGCGCAUUAUUCAUGAACUCAUCAGUGAUCCUACAAGAAAUAGCGAAAAAGUUUACACAGGGUUACAAUUAUUAGGGAUAGUUUUAGCACAUAACAAACCCUUGUUUCAAGAUGAAGUUGGACUUGACUUGGAUGGAUUAACUUCUGAUAAAUUUUAUGUGGAUUUAAUCAAUUUACUAGAUGGCUUUAAGCAAAGUAUUCGUGCGUUAGCUGCUGAGGUUUGUGGUUUGGCUAUUAAAAAUUUGAGAAAAUUUCAUUGUUCAGAUGCUCUAUCAGUUUUAUUGAAUCCAAUGUUUCAAAAAAUAUCUGGAAUGUAUCGACAAAUUUCAUUCAAUGCGUCUGUAUCUGAUAUGGAAAACUUCCUUAUUGUUAUUCAUCAUAUGUCGAUACACGACGUUGAUGUCGCUGUUAAAUUUUUGAAAUACGUCUUUGGAAUCCUGCCAAAAUUAGAAAAUAAAAAGAUAUUGGCAUUAGAAAUAAUUUCAUUUUGUGCCGGUCAUGAUCGGGAUUUGUUUACGAAUUUACAAAGCGAUCGACUUCUAGGAUUUUUAAAGCACAGAGACGAAAAUGAGCAAUUACUUGCCUUGAGAAUAUUAUCGGGUAUACUUCAUGAUAUUGAUAAUUCAACAAUUGAUUAUUACUUGGAUAAUUUAAUUGAAAGUUUCCAAGACCAUCCUAAUAAUGAUUGUCGAAAAAUUUACUAUACAAUAUUGGUCAAAAUGUAUAAUAAAAUUAAUGGAAUUAAUGACAAAGAAAAAGAAACAAAACAAAAGUUGAAAAUAAACCUUUUGCGAGGAUUAGUUGAUACAGAUGAAUCGAUUCAGCAGGCAUUAAUUGAAUUUUGGCACGUACAAGAAGAACUUUCACGUGAUACAUUCACGAAAUUAAAAGAGCUUAUUGGGUUUGUGUUAAUAAAUUUUGCUAUUAAAAACAAGGUAGAUACUUACUUAAUCUUGAAUAUGACUAGAAAUCUUUAUUCUACCGAAGCCGAGAAUUUAUUCCUCAACUACGCUUGUUACUUAUUACUUGAAGGAUCCAAGAAAAGCAUUGAUUAUAAUAAACCUAUAUUUAACCAACCAUUGCCACAAUCCAAAUUUGAUGAGAAUUAUGAUGAUAUUGAUACUUCAUGGCGAGUGAAUAACACAAUGACUCCUUUGUUUGUAAAUUCGCAAAAAAAUAAACCAAAGAAUUCGUCUCAAGAUGAAAAUGCAGGACUUGGCUCUCAAGUUGCUGACUACUCUUUGACACAGUCAAAUUUAUUAUUUUCACAGCAAAAUUUUCCAAAUAUGGAUAAAGACGAUAUACAAAAAUCAAUACGAAGUUCGGAAUAUCAAAGAUUUAGUCAACGAUCUUUCGAAACAUAUUCCCAACGCGAUUUUAAACAAAAAAUACGAACAGAAAAAAAGCAAGCUGAAAUAUAUAAAACUAGUCAGCAUGGCAUAUUCACAAAGAAUAUUUCACUGUUACGUAAAUAUCGAGUUGGUGAACUUCCUGAUAUCGAAAUUAGUCACGGAGAUCUAAUUAAUCCGUUACAAGCAUUAGCACAGCGAGAUUUGGGUUUAUCUCGGAUGUUGUUCACGUCUCUAUUUGUUUCAAUAUAUAAUCAAAUUGAUAAUAAUAAUAUGCAGUUAGAUGAAAUGAUUAAUGAAUACAAAAAAGACAUAGCUCAACAUAUUCAAGAUAUAUUUAGCAAAUCCACUAUGAACUUCCCACCCUUUAUUGGAAGUUGUUUAAGAAUCUGUUAUGAAGUCGGCGAUAUCGAAAUAGAACCGAAUACGAUUCGUAAAGCAUGUAAUUUAAGUUCAACGGAAUCGCUGGGAAUUAUUUUAAUAGAGCGGCAGCUAUUAUACACUUCCACAGAAAGAGAAUCCAAAAGGUCACGUACUACAAAUUCUAGCCUUGUUGCUUCAAGCAAAAGGCCUUGGAUUGAAUUGAGUCAUUUAUAUAAAUCCAUUGAUGGUCAUGAUGUUUACAAGAGCAUUUAUGAAAGCAAAAUAGCUAUAAGUGAACUUACAAAGGAUGCUCUUAACGCAGAGCUUUUGGGAGAUUAUGCCUUAGCGUGUAGUCAUUAUCUUGAAGCGUUGAAUAGUGAAGCUGAAGUUGAUGAUAUAGAGGUCGCUUUAUGGGAAGAAAGACGUUUUGAUUGUCUUGAAAAGCUGUGUCAAUGGGAUGAUUUGGCAAAGACCGUUCUUGUUGAUAUUGAAGACAAUUUAAGCAACUUAUGGGAUGAUGAAUUACAGGAGAUAUAUCUACAAUAUUUUAUCCAUAGCUUCUUUAAAUUAGCUCAUAGUGAUGAACAUAAUGAAUAUCGGCAGCUUUUUUUCGAUUUUAUUAAUAGUACUAUGAAUAAUCAAUAUCAAAAAUCCUUACUAACAGCGCAAUAUCCUAUUGAACUUGCACUGAGCUCACUAACAAAAAAGGAUUUGGAACAAGCACGAUUGUAUGUUCGAAAAUCAUUUGAUGAUUUCUUAUUUACAUGGUCUACUUUACAUCCAUUGGCAAUCGGUACUCGAUUGGGUAAAUUGAGCUCUUUACAACAGACUGUAGAAAUCGAAGAAUAUUUGAAUCUUCAUCAGUCUUCUGAAAGGAAUCAAACUUGGAACACAAUUAUCUCGCGUUGGAUGAGGAGAUUUCCUUCAAAAACACUUGAUUCCUCCAAUAUAUGGGAUGAUAUCGUGACAACCCGUCAAUCUAUUCUCAAUGAAAUGGCUGAUUGGUUAAGAGUAAAUAACUUUCAUAGAAUGAAAGUUUCAUUAGAGAGCCAAAAUUUGUUAAAAAUGUCAUCAGCCGCGCGAAAACAAAGAAACUUUGAGGUUUCUCGAGUCUGUUUAAAUAAAGUAAGAAAUUCGAGACUUAUUGACGAGGAGAAGUUGACUUAUUGUCAGUUUAAAUUGAACCUUCGCGAAGCUCAAAAUGCAAUCGAUACUGAAAAGAAAGCAGAAAUAUUAUUGGCGUUAUCUGAGGAAUUUAAAAAAAUCAAGAUUUCAGAUUCUAAGGAUGAAAUAAAAAUGAGAAUCAUAGAAGGCGAAACAUACGGACUUAUAAUUGCAGAGUUAGAUAAGAGAUUUCUUAAUAGAAACUUGUCCAAAGUUAAAAGUAAAAGAAAUUAUUUUAUUGAGCGAGGAUAUAAUCUUUUUAAUGACGCAACCAAGGAUUAUGUAUUACAGUCAAAGCCAUCAAUACAUUCUAAAGUCCUUGUCAAGUUUGCUAAAUUUUGCGAUUACUUUUUGCGUAAACUUGAAUCUACCGAGGAGAAAAUGCAAACUAUAUUUGAUCGUACUCAAUAUGCUUCUAAUGUAGUCGAAUCUAUUAAUUCCGUAUGGAAAUUUAUUCGAUGGAUUCCUCAAAUUGUUGCGAUCUUAGAUCAACCUAUCGCUCGUUGUGUUUUUCCAAUAUUAUUCAAGCUUGCGGAAGAACUCCCCGGAAGUUUGUAUUAUCCGGUCACAAUCAGCAGUGAAUAUUAUAAAUUUGAUGAAAGUACACAAUUAGCUCGAGAAAAUAAGAUUAAAGUUCAAGAAUUGAAGCAAAAGAUAAAAUGCAAUGUUACUGAUUUAUUUGUAAAUGAGCUUCAUAGACUCACUGAUUCUGAAUUACAUUUCCAUAAUUGGGCACGUUCAGUUUUUAAUUUGAUUAAGGCGAAUGCAGGUGGUAAUAAAACCGCAGAAAUAAAGGCUUCUUUCCAAGAAAUGAGCGCAUUUUUAUUAAAUCCUAAUCCUCAUCAUGGAAGAUUUGAUAUCCUUUAA
Molecule: messenger RNA, 10443 nt
Organism: Funneliformis mosseae
Lineage: Eukaryota; Fungi; Glomeromycota; Glomeromycetes; Glomerales; Glomeraceae
Source: the annotation of a GenBank genome assembly